Numida meleagris (helmeted guineafowl) is the source of this 1269-nucleotide messenger RNA. RefSeq names its product neuropeptide FF receptor 2 (gene NPFFR2). Gene Ontology annotation, cellular component: membrane. Gene Ontology annotation, biological process: regulation of MAPK cascade; regulation of cAMP-dependent protein kinase activity; G protein-coupled receptor signaling pathway. Gene Ontology annotation, molecular function: peptide binding; neuropeptide receptor activity; opioid receptor binding. The record is from RefSeq and is a predicted model, not a curated record. The transcript has 3 exons. The coding region runs from base 1 to 1269 and encodes 422 amino acids. Lineage: Eukaryota; Metazoa; Chordata; Aves; Galliformes; Numididae.
AUGAGUAAGGAAACUGACUCAAAUUCUUCAUUUGAUUGGCAUCAUCUGCUGAGUUAUAAUGGGACAUACACAUACCUCUACUUAGAAGGCAAUGUCUCCUACGUGGACUUCUACCACCAUCAGCCUUCAGUGGCAGCUGUCUUCAUUGUCUCUUACCUCCUCAUCUUCCUGCUCUGUAUGGCUGGCAACGGAGUAGUCUGCUAUACCGUUCUGAGGAGCAAACAUAUGCGAACGGUCACAAAUCUUUUCAUCUUAAACCUGGCUGUCAGCGAUUUACUGGUGGGAAUCUUCUGCAUGCCCACCACCCUCCUGGACAACAUCAUUGCAGGAUGGCCAUUUGGGAGCAUGGUUUGCAAGAUGAGUGGGAUGAUCCAAGGAAUCUCUGUCUCUGCCUCCAUCUUCACUCUGGUUGCAAUUGCUGUAGACAGGUUCCGAUGCAUCGUUUAUCCAUUUAAACAGAAGCUGACCACUUCAACUGCUGUCAUCAUUAUAGCAGUCAUCUGGAUUCUGGCCAUCGCAAUCAUGUGUCCUUCAGCAGUCAUGCUGCAGGUACGAGAAGAGAAGCAUAUAAGAGUAAUCCUUGGCUAUGGCAAUGAAACCCGCCCUGUAUAUUGGUGCCGGGAGGACUGGCCUAACCCAGGAAUGAGAAAGAUCUAUACAACAGUUCUGUUUGCCAACAUUUAUCUUGCCCCACUUUCACUCAUUGUUAUUAUGUAUGCUAGGAUAGGCAUUGCUCUCUUCAACACGGCAAUGCCUACAGUGGGAAAGCACAGUCAGGAGCAGCGACACAGUGUGUCUAAGAAGAAACAAAAAGUAAUCAAAAUGCUCAUUAUUGUGGCUUUGCUUUUCACCCUGUCCUGGCUUCCACUGUGGACUCUGAUGAUGCUCUCAGACUAUGCCAACCUGACAGAUGUCCAACUACAGAUCAUCAACAUUUAUAUCUACCCUUUUGCACACUGGCUGGCUUUCUUCAACAGCAGCGUCAACCCCAUUAUCUAUGGCUUCUUUAAUGAAAACUUUCGCAGAGGCUUUCAGGCAGCCUUUAAACUUCAGCUCUGCUCUAAGGACAUGAUCCACAAGGAGGUCUACUCCCAGCGAGGCCAAAGCAAUGCCAUUUUGCCAGCUGCCAACUACCAAACACCCCAGGAUCAAGCUUGUCAAAAUGUCAAGGCAGAGAGAAAGCCAGUUAGGAAAGGAAAUUGGAUGAAUAACCAACAGGAUGUGAUGAUGGAGGAUCUUGAAGAGUCUUACAACAACAGGAUGAAGUGA